AUGGAGGAAGCUAUACAUGAGAUUGAAAAAAAUGAUGGAUUAAGGAUGACAUGGAACGUUCUACCAAUUGUUGAUACCGAAGAACUGCGGCUUCCCAUUCCUAUAGGUGUGCUAUACUCGCCCCAUCAGCAGUGCGAGAUGUUGGAAUACGAACCUAUUUUCUGUUUAACCUGCCGAUCGAUCCUUAAUCCAUACACAACCGUGGAUUAUAAUACGAAGGAGUGGACAUGCAUCUUCUGCAACAAGAAGAACCACCUACCACCGCAUUAUCGCGAUAUUUCACCCGAGAGCCUGCCAAAUGAAAUGAUCUCGUGUACUACCGAAUAUCUGUUGACAAGAGAGAGCACCUUCCAGCCAACCUUCUUCUUUGUGGUCGAUAUGUGCACGUUUGACGAGCAGAGAUACAAUCUCUUGAUUGAUGGCAUACGGAUUACUUACAAUGGGUUGCCGGACGAGAGCACUGUAGGUUUGAUUACCUAUGGCACCAACAUUAACCUAUUUGAUUUCCAGUCGGAAAUUAAGAGGACAUUCAUCUUCUCAGGUGGAAGAAAUUACGAAAAGAAAACGUUGGAGAAAUAUUUUAAGGAUGAUAAGGCGAAUACGCAGUUCCUUUCGUUUGUUUUCACCAAGAAAACGGUGGAUGUUAACGAUUUUGUAAAGAUGAUGGAGCGCGAUCCCUUUCCUGUGCGGAGCGGAUUGAGACAGAUACGCUGCACAGGCUCGGCGCUAUCAUUUGCCGUUUCACUUUUAGAGUCUGUGGUUCAUGAUGCUGCUACCAAGAUAUUUCUGUUCACUGAGGGACCUAUCACAUUUGGGCCUGGGAUAAUGGCAUCACUUAAUCUCAAGGAAAACAUAAGAUCAGGAAAUGACAUUCUGCGUGGAAAGGCAAAAUAUGUGAGAGAAUCAAAGAGAUAUUUUGAUGGACUAGCAAAGAGGAUGGCCAAUCUGGGAAUGUCGAUUGAUAUUCUGUCGGCCACUCUCAAUGAUAUAGGAUUGUACGAAAUGCAGUCGUUGAUAGACCUCACUGGUGGUUUGGUGAUUAUGGCGCAAGAUUUUGAUCAUGAUAUUUUCACUACAUCGUGCGAGAAGAACGUUCGAUCAAAAAAUGGUGUAAUGGAAAUGGUCUUUAACGCUAAGUUUAAGAUACAGACGAAAGGACUUACGUACAAGUCUGGUAUAGGCCUUGGUUCGCCUUUAUUGAACCAGAAGAACGAACAAAUCGGGUGGAAACUAGGAUCGCUGCACAGGAAUAGCAAUGUAGGAUUUAUUUUUGACUGUAAGGCCAAUAGGCGAGAGGAUCAAGUCGGCUACAUACAGAUAAUCACACAAUACCAGCAGAGCGAUCGCAAGUUGAUCACUCGUGUGACAACGGCAGCAAGGGUUUUCGGGAAACUUCAGAAAUUUAAACAAGGGUUUGAUCAAGAGGCUGCACUAAUUUUGCAGGCUAGAAUGUUCACAUUCGGGACACAUCUUGAAGAGGACCUGGAUCUGGUACGCCGUAUAGACCGAUCACUGAUCCAUUUCGUAAAAAAAUUUGGAGAAAGCAACAAUCACUUGAAGUUGAGCUCAUCAAUGACGUUGUAUCCUAACUUCAUUUAUUUUUUGCGAAGAAGUCUUCUGGUGCAAACGGAAACGAAUUCACCAGAUGAGACUUCUUAUUACCGCAACAUCGUCACGAGAGAGCCGGUAACGAAUGCUAUGACAAUGAUUUAUCCCACACUGACAGCAUUUAGUUACCAGGAUGAGACGAAGCCUGUUCCGAUGGACGCAAAGUCUCUACAGCCGGAUAUUAUACUUCUUUUAGACACGUUUCAUAACGUGCUGAUAUGGAAAGGUGAGCAUAUAAACCAAUGGAUACAGGAAGGAUACCAUGAAAAAGAAGAAUAUAAAUUUUUAAAGGACUGCAUCGAUGAGGCUGAGAAGCGAGCGAAAAAGUUGGUGGAGGAGAGGUUACCGACUCCGCAGUUUACGUCCACCGAAAGGUAUGGAUCACAGGAAAGAAUUUUACUAGCCAAGGUUAAUCCAUCCAUCAAGGGACAGGUUGUUGUAACAGAUGAUAUUGACUAUGCGGCCUUUUACGACUUUUUAUGUAAAAUCGUCAAAAAUAAUUAAAGACGU
Vavraia culicis subsp. floridensis is the source of this 2118-nucleotide messenger RNA. RefSeq lists its product as uncharacterized. The transcript has a single exon. NCBI's taxonomy places the organism in Eukaryota, Fungi, Microsporidia, Pleistophoridae. Gene Ontology annotation, biological process: endoplasmic reticulum to Golgi vesicle-mediated transport; COPII-coated vesicle cargo loading; intracellular protein transport. Gene Ontology annotation, cellular component: endoplasmic reticulum exit site; COPII vesicle coat. The coding region runs from base 1 to 2112 and encodes 703 amino acids. Gene Ontology annotation, molecular function: zinc ion binding; GTPase activator activity. The record is from RefSeq and is a predicted model, not a curated record.